Molecule: messenger RNA, 1420 nt
Organism: Aspergillus alliaceus
Lineage: Eukaryota; Fungi; Ascomycota; Eurotiomycetes; Eurotiales; Aspergillaceae
Product: A4/G1 family peptidase
Exons: 1
Coding region: 564-1388 (274 amino acids)
Biological process (GO): proteolysis
Molecular function (GO): glutamic-type endopeptidase activity
Source: RefSeq, a predicted model, not a curated record
GUACCCUUCCGACAGCCGUUUGAAUGACAGUAUUACCAUACCGGCUGAUGGCAUGUAGGAGAUUCACUGAUAAUACAAUGACCAGAGGUCAUCUUACCUUACGUUGACCGCGUGGCUCAAAAUCAUUUCCUUAAGUCGUGAUCAUGCCUUAUGGUUCACACUGAAUCUUGUUAUCCAAGCGUGGAGCCGCGUCGUCAUAGAGCUGAUCUGUGUCUAAGUUGCCGGUUUUGGAUACUAUCUUAGUACCGUUACAUAAUCUUGGUCACUGUCAACUUUGCCAAAAACAGUGAGACACGGGAAGCCGAAGUGGCAGAUGCGACAUCCAUGUGCGAUUAUUCUCCACAGCUAGGUCCCAGGGCCAUGCCCCGUGCAAUCUGGGAUCAUGACGGGAUCGGGAAAUACACCUGAUAGGGGUUCCUUUUCCGGCCGCACCAAACCUGUCGCACUAAGCUAUAAGAUGAUCCCUUUGGGACAGGCUGGUUGGUCGAGUAUACUGGUCAUCUUCUUUUCUUUCCCGCCACUAGACUUUGACCUUCCACAGAUUACAUGACCUUACUGACGCCAUGAAACUCACGCACGGCUGUCUCGCUGCGACUGUGGCCGGCGGUGCUCUAGCUGCCCCGGGUAGUACUCUGGCCGAGCGCAUGCAACACCGAGCGAUGUCUCACCAGUCUUUUCCUUUCCGGAGUGCUGGCGACGACAAGGAUGGCAAUUCAGAAUCCAGGAUAGCAGCCACUCAAGUCCAGUAUAGCAACAAUUGGGCCGGUGUGGUACGCGAACAGCCACCCCCAGAAGGCCCCUAUACCGCCGUAUCAGCGACAUUCACUAUCCCCACAUCCACCACCGCCCCCGGCCAGUCAGGGCUCCAAGCUGGUUCUAUCUGGGUUGGCAUCGACGGUGACACCUACACCGGGGCUAUUCUCCAAGCGGGCGUGGACUUCUACUCUGACGUUAACCAGCCGAACCACGCAUGGUAUGAAUGGUAUCCUGCAUAUGCGACCAACUUCCCAAACAUCGCAGUGGACGAGGGCGACACGAUCGUGGCUUCCGUCCGCUCCACAUCCCCGAGCCACGGUAUUGCUAUUAUUGAAAACCGCUCCACUGGCCAAAAUGCGACACAGACUCUUACCGCUCCCGCAGCGACAGCCACAUUGGCCGGGCAGAACGCCGACUGGAUUGUGGAGGACUUCCAGUCGGGAGAGAACAUGGUGGCUUUAGCAGAAUUUGACCAAACCAACUUCACCGGUGCGCAGGCAGAAGCGAGAGGGGCUACGUAUGGUGUCAAAGAUGGAAUGGUCAUUGAGAUGAAGCAGAACAACAAGGUGUUGACCAAAACUGAGAUUACCGGUGAAUACGAAUUCAACGUUAAAUAUAUUGGAGAUGAGUGAUUGAUUGUCUAUGCUGCUUUCACUGUUUGACA